Cherax quadricarinatus is the source of this 2362-nucleotide messenger RNA. The record is from RefSeq and is a predicted model, not a curated record. NCBI's taxonomy places the organism in Eukaryota, Metazoa, Arthropoda, Malacostraca, Decapoda, Parastacidae.
GUGUGAGAUAAUGGUAGUGGAUCCCUGUGAGCAGUACAGUAUUGUGAUCAAGCUGGUGGAAGCACAUACUGCCACUAUAACUGCCCGUCUUGCUGAGUUACUCCCUAACUACACUUGAGUUACACUCUUGCCGAGUUUAAGGGGCAUGACUAACAUAUUCCUCAAGAUAUGAUGUCCUUCAAGAUCUCAGAGAGAGCUGCAGGAUCUGGUCCCGGAAUGGUAGCUAAAUUAAGGCCAGGCACUGCUGUUGCUUAGAUUGAUCAUACCAUUCGGUGGGAGGAAGACAUUCGUCCGUUCUUAUCUUGUAUUGAAAUGAGUCGAAGACAGCGAAUUGUUAUGACCGUCAUCAUCCUCGGCUCCUUUGUCUACGUUAUCCUUACACAGGUCAUGGGUUCAGGUCCCUCCCAUUCUGUGACGUGUUUGCAGUCAUGCUGUUAUGGCUAUCAGACAUUUGGCCGAUGGCCAUUUCACCGAAGGACACUUUACUGACAGAUAUUUCACCAAAGAACAUCUGACUGAACGGACAUUUCAUGGCUGUACACAUGCUUGAUGGCUUGCCUGGAGAACCUGUACAUCCGGAGGUGCGGAAGUUUUGUUCAGCUAUGAAUAAGCAAAAAGUUAACCGUGGGAGUCCUACUAGCCCAUUUCCUAACCUAACCACUGAGCCAUUUAUGAGGUGCAAGAUAAUUUUCCUAACACUGGAGAUAUUGAAUCAUUCAGUUGCUAUAGAAAGGAAGUUCCAAAGCACGAGUUCUUUGAUACAGUUAACACUACUUAAUGCCAAGGCAGAAAAUGAGAGCUCUCCCAUAAUCUAUGUUGUGACCCCUACGUAUAAAAGGCCAGAGAUGGUGGCAGAGUUAACCAGACUUGGUCAGACUCUCUCAAUGGUGCAGAAUAUACAUUGGAUUGUGGCAGAAGAUAGUGCCACCUGCUCUCGUCCAAUUACUGGCCUUCUUCAAAGAUUAGGUCUUCCUUAUACGCAUCUAGCUACUCCAAUGCCUGAUGUAUAUCGUAAAGAACGAUAUGUGCCACGCGGUGUGUCCAAUCGCAGAGCAGCCUUACAGUGGGUGCGGGAUUAUGGCAAAAACACGGGAGUCCUAUUCUUUUUAGAUGAUGAUAAUGCUAUAGAUAUUCGGCUUUUUGAAGAAAUGAGAUCAACAGAAACUGUAUCAAUGUGGCCUGUUGGAUUGAUUGGAGAGUAUACUGUCAGUUCUCCUGUUGUUAAAAAUGGAAAAGUGGUUGGAUUCUAUGAUGGGUGGCCAGCAGGCAGAAAGUUCCAGGUGGACAUGGCUGGAUUUGCUGUUGGUGUUGGCUAUAUGAAGAAACAGAAAAAAGUGACAAUGCCUUAUAUAGCUGGACAUGAAGAAGAUGGAUUUCUUAAAUCUCUAAAUAUAAACAUAAAUGAAAUUGAAGUGAAAGCUAAUGGGUGUACAGAUAUUCUAGUGUGGCAUACACGCACGGCCAAGAACCCAUUACGUAACCUUAAUAUAGAGAGUCACCAAAAUGAUAAUAUUAAAGUCCUGACUGACAACAUGAAACAACUGGGUAUGAUCAAGUAGUUUUUACUGAGAAUUUUGUGAAAAUUGGAAUAUAGUACUUGAGAAACUUUUAUGGGUAAAGUCAUUGACAAUAAUGUAAUAUUCCUAGUGGUCUUUUUUUAUGUCCAGUGGGGUAAAGUGAAUUCUCCUUAGUUGAUUUAUGACCAUAAGAAUAUGUACUCAUGAUCUCGUGAAAUAGUCACCGGUGUGUUCAUCUGAUCUUCACUCUAUCUACAUCUUAAACUUAACUGCUGUAACUGAGCAGGUUUCCAGUGGAAAUACCUGUUUUUUUUUUUCUUUAAUUAUUAUUGUUAUCAGUAAUCUUAGAAACCUUAGACUAAAAUAUUGAACAUCAUUAACAGUUGAGAAGGAUCAAGGAAUUUAGGCAUGAUAUACUAUACCAGAUACUGCACAUGACAAAAAUAAUACCAUAAGAAACAUUAAAUUGAAGGUACAGUACUGUAUUUAUAUUCAUUAUGAAUGGAAAAUGUCUUUGUUCAAUCUGUCUAAAAAGCUUUUUGUCCUCAAACUCUUAUCUGUUCUUCAGACAUCAAUUGCCUCACACAUCAAAGACUUCAUGUAGAAGACAAAUUUAUGUCAGUAACUUGUGGAAGCAUUACAACUGACAACACUUAAGGUAGCAUGGCUUAUUUUCCUUCGCAGGAUUUUAAUUUAUUAAAUCGGUAAUCACUAUACUCUUACUAUAUACAUGUACUGUGCUAAUAAAUGGCACGCUUUGUUUUCAUUACCCACGUUAAGCUAACUACUUAGGUUAAAUGUUUUUUUUUUUUUUUUUUUUUUUUUGUGUGUGUGAUAAUUAUAUA